Messenger RNA from Entrophospora sp. SA101, 323 nucleotides. NCBI's taxonomy places the organism in Eukaryota, Fungi, Glomeromycota, Glomeromycetes, Entrophosporales, Entrophosporaceae. The record is from the annotation of a GenBank genome assembly.
UUAGAGUAAUGGAAUUGCAAAGUACACAGGUUAAGUUCUUACCACCUAAUUGCACAUCAAGGCUUCAACCUUGUGAUGCUGGAAUCAUUUCCUCUUUCAAAAAACAUUAUCAUUGUAAAUUUGUUCAUCAUCUUAAAAAGUUUGAGGACAAUCCACAUGAUACCUCUAAACUUAAUGUUUUAGAGGCUAUAAAAUUCAUUAAAAUUGCUUGUGUUACAGUCAAUACCAUUGUUAAUUGUUGGAGACACACAGGUAUUAUUAAUUUUAGUAAUGAGAAUGAAUUAGUUGCUGACAUAGAGAGAGAUGUUGUGGCCUUAAGGUAA